AUGCAGGCUAUGGCGUUCAGGGUCUACGUCUACGAUGAAAGACUUUCAAGGCGAGAGUGGGAACACAUACUACAGAUUCUGAGUCCAAUGGACCAGAAGGGCCUCGAGAAAUGGGGUGAGGUUGGUCGGGGUUCUGCUUUCGAAACCUCCGCCAACAUUGGCAGCGACGACAAAGUGAGCGGCAGUACAGGCUUAAAUGGCACUGGCAGCGAGUCAUAUGACGCCAUAUUUGACCUAAUGCCGUCGACAUUUGGGGAAUCCGGUUCUUUCGGGGAUCUGCCAGGCGGAACGGUUGUACUGCGCCGGCGAGGCCGUCGACCAGGCCAGAUGGAGCGAAGGGUUCAUGUCACCUGGACGGAGGUGGUGGUGAGAAUUCAGGACGAAAACGACAAUGAUCCUGUGAUCAAGUGGCCAAACGCUACCAGCCAUUUGAUCACGUUGCAACCAAACUUCCUGCCAGGACAGGCUCUGGGACAGGUCAGUCAUAAAUUAUCUUCUGCAAUUCAAUGUCCUUUAGGCAUGCAUACAACGUCCUUGUACGUUCUUAUACGCAUACAUGAGAACACAUAA
Molecule: messenger RNA, 570 nt
Organism: Protopolystoma xenopodis
Lineage: Eukaryota; Metazoa; Platyhelminthes; Monogenea; Polystomatidea; Polystomatidae
Source: the annotation of a GenBank genome assembly